Molecule: messenger RNA, 2366 nt
Organism: Fusarium redolens
Lineage: Eukaryota; Fungi; Ascomycota; Sordariomycetes; Hypocreales; Nectriaceae
Product: heterokaryon incompatibility protein-domain-containing protein
Exons: 2
Coding region: 27-2366 (779 amino acids)
Source: RefSeq, a predicted model, not a curated record
GAAUUUAUUUGCAAAGGACAAUCACAAUGCGGCCUGUCCAACUAGAGAGAUCACGGCUUUGCGACGCAUGCACUCACGCAUGCUCAAUGUCCAUUAUCGGAUGUACACCUUAUACCUGUCAAAUCCACAGAUCCCAAUUCAGCAGCAAAGAAUACAAUUCCUAUACAAGAAGCUGGGAUAUUAUGAACGACGUAUCGCGCUGGGCAAAGUGGUCAAAGACAAAGCGAGACUUUGUUGCAGAAACGAGUACAUCAGGGUGCCAUCUCUGCAUAAUAAUCGCACAUGGUUUUGAUGAUAAGUCAAAGGACAUGUUUCAAGGCAUGGGCAGUGAUGAAUCUGUACGGCUUUGCUUCAAGUAUCGCACUGUGGAACGAGAUCCAAACGGGAACUUGGAUUGGGCUGAGAGGACAGGCAUGGCGAUUAAUGAUAUUGCGCUGGGGGGUCAUCUUCCUGAUGAGUUCUGGUUGGCGAUCAGGCCAGAAAAAGGGUCAGUGCUGGACGAGGUCUCGAUCGACCUACGCAUACGACCACUUCAAGAAACAGACACGAGCCAUGUAGUGAAAACUAUCCCUGGCAAGCAUGCCUCGACGAUGAACGACCAGAACUUGCAGCUCGCAUUGAAAUGGAUCAAAGGCUGCACUCGUUCACAUCCCACAUGCAAAAAAUUCCAACCUCGACUGUCUGGUUGGCGUCCAACAAGACUUAUCCACGUUGGGUCAAAGUCUGACCAACCUCGACUUGUCAUUUCACCAAAAGCAGUGCCUUACAUUGCGCUGAGCUACUGCUGGGGGACUGAAAACACUAUCACGCUCACUGAAGCAACAAUUGAUUUGUUCCGGAAAGAAAUCCCUCUGGCGAGCCUACCAACUACUAUCCGAGAUACAAUCGCUACCACAAGAGAUCUCGGCUAUGAAUAUUUAUGGGUAGAUGCGCUUUGCAUUAUUCAAGAUUCCAAGCAUGACUGGAUCAUGGAGUCCUCGCGAAUGGGCAGCAUCUACGGCUCAGCAUCACUUACCCUCGCUGCAGCUGGCAACUCAAGUGUUAAAGACUCAAUGUACUGCCGUAGAGAUCCUCGCGCAGUGAGACCAUGUGUGGCAAACAUAAUCCCGAAUGCUACUUAUCACGGCGUGAGUUACCCAUGGGCUAUAUAUCCGCACCAACCCGAGAGACUACUAUCCGACACCAUCAAUGAAAGUCCUUUAAGCCGUCGAGCGUGGGCAUUGCAGGAGCUUUUGAUAUCACCGAGGACCUUGGUAUUUGGAUCUAAACAAAUGGUCUGGUCCUGCGCAACGACAGAAGCAAGUGAGACGUUUCCAAUUGGCCUGGACCCCAAGUUCAGCACCGUAUUGAACUACACUACAGGCUUGUCAUAUCUCCGCCAAAAACUAAUAAAAGCAUCGAAUUUGGAGGAAGAACCGUCGGAAUUUUGGAAUGAAUUUAUUAGCAGAUAUACCAAGGCUCGCUUGACUUUUAGUUCCGAUAUCCUAGUUGCACUGCAAGGCAUCGUCGAAAGGAUCAUUGAAGCAAGACGUGGAUCGAACAGAAAUGCGCUGGAGUCAGAAUAUGUCACUGGUCUCUGGCGUGAUGCGAAUUUCCAGCAAAGCCUCUUGUGGCGUCCCAAGGCCGGAUCAUCAGCUCGUCGCCCAGAGUGCUAUCGAGCUCCUUCAUGGAGCUGGGCAGCGUUGGACGGCGAGAUCGAUUUCUUUGAGCAGUACAUACCGUGGAUUUGGAAUGGAAACAAAGUUGAGCUUGCGAAAGUCUUGGAUGUUAGCAUUGAGCCUCAGACUUCUUACUCAGUUUCAACUAUUGGUCAGAUCAAAUCUGGCUUUAUUGAGAUGGAAUGCCAUUUACGGGAAUGCUACUUGAUGAGAACAUCCGAAGCCAAAGAUACAUCCACGAACCAAGAGGAUUACACAUACCUUAUCAUCUCCUCUGAAGAGUUUACCACGAUAUCUAGAGACUCUUGCGUUAAAGAGCCCACGGAAGGAAGCCAACAGGUACACAAAUUCGCCAAUUCCUGCACUAUAGAUAUACCAGAUGAGAUACCAUGUUCUCAAUGGAUUCAGGUUUAUUGCGUUCCUCUGCAGCUGGGAUGGUGUCAAACCGAUCGCUAUGAGCAGGCCGUCUGGGAGAGCUACGAAGGCUUAGUUCUUGUCCCCAGUGACGCAGGCGAAGAGCCAAAUAGUGACCUAUUGACAUCUGAAGGUUUUUGUGUUCUGUCUCGAGCCUUCCGACGAAUUGGCACUUUUACAUUUGAUCUUCAUGAUGAUAACCGAGAAGCCCGAGAAGAUGAACUUUUGGGACCGCUGAGGUUUGAUGAGGAGGGUAAUUGGGAGAGGAAGAGGGAGAUGGCUUGUAUUAUUUGA